UAUGUUCUGCGGGACGGAUGUAUUUUAUCUGCGCGGUGAAUUUUGGAAUUUUUCUCUGAUAUUCGAAAAUUUUGAUAUAUUUUUUUGAGUGUCAAUAUUUUUUUGAAUUCUAGAACAGAAUUUUUUGAAUCUCGGUUUAGAAGUGAAUAGAAAAACAGAAUAAUUUGUUUGGCCAAAUCAGUGACACAAAAAUUAAAUUAAAAAAUCACGAUUCUGAAAAAAAAACAAUACAAAAAUAUUUUGGAUUUUGUGAAUUUUGUGAAAUAAUAAAUAAAACAAAAAAUUAGUGCAGUGUUGUAACUACUUUUUGUUGUUGUUGUUCUUUUUUCUCAAACGAAUUUUCGAACAAUUUUUUUGGAUUAUCACAUUUUCGAAUUGUAAAAAAAGAUUCUUUUCUUUUUUCAAAAUGUUGAAAUGGACAGUGAGCGGUCCUUAUAAGCAGACGUACUUGCCAACAGUUGCAGAAAAUACAACCACCACCACCACCACCACCAACAAUAACACAAAUCAUGAUCAAGAUUACAUAAUACGCCGUAGGAGUACAACAACUACAACAACAAUAACUGCAGCAACAACAGCAGUGGCAGAUGUGCCGUCUUCAAGUCGCCGACGUUGUUCCCUACCAGCAAAUUCUACCGCAGCAGUGCGGAGAGUAAGUCGAAAAUUAUCAGAUAAUUCUUCACUGAGGAGAAAACUGCUUGUGGGACAUGACAAAGAGAAUCAUUUGACAUCAACACCUUUGCCAUUAAGUAUGCGGAAUGCAAGUCCUUUAAGAAAGUUAGGCUCCCUGAAAGACCUUAGCAAUAUUACCCCGGAUAAGUUUGUAGCGAGUCCAGUGCAGACGCCGAAGAGAAUCGAAACACCACCUAAACUACAAUAUGCAUCGACACUGCCAACAUUCGGUGUGGAGUACUCCCCUUGUGAACUGGUACCUGGACCGAUAUUAGCUCUACGAGGAAUAGGAAUAGCCGAUAACUACUUUGAAAAACCCAGAUAUCUUACCCACGAAUUUAAGGACCUUAAUAAUCAGAGGGCCGAGAAGCGUGCAAAGAUGUCUAGUUCAGCUCCCCCACUGGCAGCGGAGGAAGAUUCAUCGCUUAGCUCAUCGAAAAUGGGCGAUCUCACUUUGGAACGUAUGAUCGAUGCAAUCCUAGAAAGUGCACGAAAAGAUCGAAAGGUCCCAAAAGCCAAGCAUCAAGCCACACAUCAGCAUGUUAUGUCUCCUACCUACACCCCAGCUGAUGAUCCUGCCAGUGAUCUGCACGAGUUCUGGGACCCUCAAAACGAAAAAUACCAGCAAGAGCAGGAUCCAUUUCCAGCACGGCAUCCGAAGACGGUCUUCAAUGAAAGGGAAGUUCGAACCCCGGAAGCUUAUGAUAAACAUGCCCCAGGCAUGGAUUUUCAAGACGCUGUAGCUUCUUGUCAACUAAGGCGCCAACGGGCGGUAAGACGAAAGCGAAAACUUACCGAACUAAAAUCAAGCGUCAAGAACUCUGCCCAAAAAUUGCUCAAACGAAGAAGUUUCGGUGAUCGCUUAGACACGCCCAAGAAAAAAGGUACAGCGAAAGCUUUGAGAAACAUCAGUCCGGAUAGCGGGCGGAAUUCUUCAAGUGAUCUAGAAGAUUGUACUCUUGAUGGAGGCAAUUAUACAAAACGAAGAUUAUCCUUCUCUCCAAAUGACUUAAAGGAUAAUUAAUUUGAAUUAAUUGCUCAGAAGAUCAGAGCAAGUUUAGAGUCUUACUUGAAACUUGGAAAAUACGUAACGUUAACAACAUCAACGUACUCAAAUGAAUUUAUUUAUUUUGUUAAUAUUAUUAUAAAGUCAAAUCUAUAUUGAGUUGAAUUAAUUUUAACCAAUUUAUAUAGUUAUGAAAAAUAGCAAAAUGCGCUUAUUAGUUUUUAGUUAAUAUUUUGUUCUUUCUUAAGUUUUUGUUUUUAUUUAAUUUAAUUUUUUAAGUUGUUUAAUUUUAAGAAAUUAUGUAAUUUGGAAAAAAGAAAUUUUAAUUAUGUGGCUUUAAUUG
Molecule: messenger RNA, 2021 nt
Organism: Eupeodes corollae
Lineage: Eukaryota; Metazoa; Arthropoda; Insecta; Diptera; Syrphidae
Exons: 2
Coding region: 407-1696 (429 amino acids)
Source: RefSeq, a predicted model, not a curated record